CCUGUCUGCCCGCUGCCAUUGCUUUGCUCUGCCACCGUGCCGGUGUUAUACUCGACACUUCCUCAUUGUGAAUACCUUGGAUGCAUCUUGCUCCCGGGACAGCGUGGUGGCUGUGUUAUCUCCCAUGAUCGUCGACCGCUAAACGCCUGAGACUCUUCGGUUGCCGGCGAAGCUAGCUAGCUGUACGAAUCCAAGCCCCUCUCCUGGACCAUCGACGCCGUUGGCACCCUCCCAAAAGCCUCCGUCGACUGCCUUGGCUUCUCUCGCUUCGAACGUGCCGAGUCGCCAUCGGAACAUAAUACCGUUGCUCUCGUACCUUUUUCUUUCCUUUUUCUCGGCUGACCUGCUCGGUCAUAGAACCCUCCCGCGGGAGGCGGUGAUUUUCGGACCAUGACGCGCGCCUCGACGCCCCCGGUUCUUUUACAACUGCAGACGGCGGAUUCCCCCUCCUCGCAAGCGGCCGCCCUUCGCACGCUGAAAAACGAGACAAUUGGCCAUGACCAGCGCAAAGAGGCCUGGAUUCGAUGGGGCAUCGUCCCAACCCUUGCCAAGCUGCUUGCCUCCCGACCAUCCGGUGAUAAGACCUCGACGACGAUCUCCGAAAUCAAUGGGACGGCCUCGGAUCGUGACCUCGCCCAUCCGAAGUCGGAAGCAGAUGAUGUCUGUCUGCAGGCGAUCAUCGUCAUAGGUAGUUUGGUACAAGGCGGUGCAUCCUUCCUAUCACCUAUUCUUGCCAGCGACCUACCCUCAAUACUCUUGUCUAUUAUCUCUUCGCCUGAAUGUCCCCCCUUCUUCGUCCUUCCUAUCCUUCGCACCCUGAACAAUAUUGCCGAUCGACUACCGUUACAAAAUCAGCCGGAGGGCCCCAAGGAUCCUCGUCUAGCCGAUUUACUCUUUUCCACCGAGUAUAUUGGCUUUCUGCCCCGGAUCAUAGCCCAGGAGUACAGCUCGCACGAGAAACAGACGGCUAUCGAGCUCGCCGCGGCUCUCGUCGGUAAACUAUGCACCGAGGAGGCCCAUAAGGCGGUGCUGGCGGAAUGUGGGGUUCUAGAUGCUCUGGCCGUGAAGGUGGCAUCCUUUGUGGCGGCGCAAGGCUUCGUUCUGCCAGGCGCAGAGGCACAUGUGCAGGAACCCGGCGCUCUGGGGUCGCUCCCUCUGCCUGCACCCCCGACGGCCAAGCUGGCGCCGAUCCUGCGCGCUGUAACCGUAAUCAUUGAGCACUCUAAGUGGCGGGCGGAACACUUCCUCUCGUCCCCGGGGAUAGUCACGGUGUUCCCCAAGCAGUUGCCCGAGUUUGCCCCGGCAGAUGUUAAGAAGGCCCCGUGGGGUUCGACGUACUUGUCGGGGUCUGCGGUACCACGCCACGCCGGUGCAAGCCCCCUAGAGCAUCUCCUCCCAUCGGUCCCGUUGGCGCACAACAAAGCCUCCACCAGCACCCCCAAUUUCCCGCCUUUGGGGCAGCAGGGACCUCGCCGCCGACACAGUCAGUCAUACCCUGCAUCGCUUCCCGUCUUCGACGCACCUAGCACCGAGGACGAUGAAAAUGCCAUAGUUCCCUGGCUCCUUUAUGUCAUUCGUGCGGAAACCGGCAUGGCGCGGCUGAUGGCAGCUCGUCUCGUCACCGUUUUGUUUCGGCGCGGUCUCACCAAAAAGCAUCGGGUCUCCAUGCUGUGUUACUUGUUGAUCCCGAUUCUGAUCCGGAUGCUCGACAAGGACCAUGAAAUGUCGUGCGACGAUGGCGUGCAGUAUGGAGGGUUGAUUUCUUCGCCCGAUCGUCUGCGAGAAGAGGCCCCGGCAGUGCUCGCCACCCUCGUCAUGGAUGACCAGGAGUUGCAGAGACAUGCGGCCGAGGGCGGGGCCAUCCAGCGACUUUCCCAACUGCUCAAGGAGACGUACAAUCCCAUCCGCCAGAACACCAAGCCGAUGUGGCAUGCAGAGGCCGACGAUACUACUGGAGGAUCCGACACGCAGCCGGCAGAGUGCAGGCUCGGCCAUCCCGGAUAUGCACCCACCCACUGUCAUGUGAUGCGUUAUCGCGAAAACAUCCUGAAGGCCCUGGCGGCCCUGGUCCCGUUCAAGGACGAAUACCGGAAGGCGGUCUGUGAGAACGGGGUGGUGCCGUAUAUCAUUGACUCGCUCAAGCCCUGCUCGAGCGAUCCCCAGUCGGAUACCUCGAAUCCCAAAAACACCGCUGCCGAUGGCAAUCCAACUCCGACGUUGCUGGCUGCUUGCGGUGCUGCGCGGAUGCUCACUCGUUCCGUUAGUGUCUUGAGGACCAGCCUGAUCGAUGCUGGUGUCGCCACUCCCUUAUUUGUUUUGAUUCGUCACCCCGACAUCGAGGUCCAGAUCGCCGCCACGUCAGUAAUCUGUAACUUGGCCCUCGAUUUCAGCCCCAUGAAAGAGGCAAUCAUCUCUGCGGAAAUCCUCCCCAUCCUCUGCGAACACGCGCAUUCAGUCAACACGAAACUACGUAUCGAAUCGCUCUGGGCCUUGAAGCACGUUGCCUACAACUCUACCAACGAUGUGAAGAUCAAAAUCAUCACCGGCCUAGGGCCCGGGUGGAUCAAGCAGGUGAUCACGCAGGAUCCAACGACCGCGUUAGCCAAACGGGGACUGGACGAGGAGCUGGACAGCAACAACUUGGCAGGCAUGAGUCGAGCCAACUCGGCCGGAGAACAGGUGGACUUGCUGAAUCCCAUGGAGCAUUCUCAGCAGCGCGACGAGGACAUGAAGAUGGCCGACACGUUGCCGCCAUCCAAGAUGAGUCUAGAGAUGUUCCUGCCCGACGUGACCCGGCGGCGCAAGCUUGCCCUUCACGGGGAUCUAGACCAAACGACCCAAGCUCGACAGGAUGACAUCGCGGUACAGGAACAGACAUUCGAUUUGUUGCGUAAUCUCGUCUGCGGACUGGGGGCCUCGGAAAUGAUUGACCACCUGUUUACGGAAAUCGGGCAGGAUCUGAUCCUGGAUGCCCUGUCGGACAAACUACGCCCUCGCAGCAUCCAGCUUCCGCAUCGAAGAGAGUCAUCUGCGCAGCGGGCCCUUCAAGUUCCGACCGAAAUUCUGGUUUCGGUGACAUAUGUCAUCAUCCACCUUGCUGCCGGUCUCCCUUGGCACCGUCAACUUCUGGUCUCGCACCGGGAUCUUCUCCGCCAUCUCAUGGGCUAUUUCAACCAUGCCAACCGGGAUGUACGGACCAACUGUGUCUGGGUUGUGAUCAAUCUCACGUACGAAGACGAUUCAAGCGAUCAUGACGGGUGUCGAGAACGGGCCUUCAAGUUACGUUCGAUCGGGGUCGCGGAUCGUCUGGCCAGUCUCGAGGACGAUCCGGAUCUUGACGUCCGAGAGCGCACUAAAACUGCACAGCAUUUGGUAAAUGCUUUGACGCGUUGAUAGCGAACGUGUAUUGGUUUCUCUAUCCUUUCUUGCUCAUGCAUUUGGGCCGAUAGUGGGAAAGUAGAUGGAUCCUACCGGGAAGCUUUUUUUGUGUUCAUUUCCUUCCCCCUUUUCCCUUUCUAUUUCUUGACACAUAGCAGGCGUUGAACUGGCUGUUGGAUGUACAAAGAGAACCGAGGAGAUGCACAUGAUAAAUGAAUCCGAUAGAUCGUUCUGCCUUCCGUAGAGAUGGAAAGGAAAGGAAAG
Messenger RNA from Aspergillus steynii IBT 23096, 3642 nucleotides. RefSeq names its product armadillo repeat protein. The transcript has 3 exons. Gene Ontology annotation, biological process: proteasome-mediated ubiquitin-dependent protein catabolic process. The coding region runs from base 391 to 3393 and encodes 1000 amino acids. Lineage: Eukaryota; Fungi; Ascomycota; Eurotiomycetes; Eurotiales; Aspergillaceae. Gene Ontology annotation, molecular function: protein binding. Gene Ontology annotation, cellular component: GID complex. The record is from RefSeq and is a predicted model, not a curated record.